AUGUCAGUCAAUAGCUUCUUUGCCAAAAAUAGCAAUAAAGAAUCUUCAAAGCCAAAAGAAAUCACCGAAAGAGCAUUGCCUUGGGUGGAAAAAUACCGUCCAAAGAACUUAGAUGAAGUUACUGCUCAAGACCAUGCUGUCACAGUGUUGAAAAGGACUCUUAAGUCAGCAAAUCUACCUCAUAUGUUGUUUUAUGGUCCACCUGGUACCGGUAAAACUUCUACUAUUUUAGCAUUAACCAGAGAAUUAUAUGGCCCAAGCUUGAGUAAAACUCGUGUUUUAGAAUUAAAUGCAUCAGAUGAAAGAGGUAUCUCAAUUGUCCGUGAGAAAGUUAAAAACUUUGCAAGAUUAACAGUAUCUAAUCCAAGUGCUGAAGACCUAGAAAAUUAUCCAUGUCCUCCAUAUAAAAUCAUCAUCCUGGAUGAGGCAGAUUCAAUGACUGCUGAUGCCCAAUCUGCUCUUAGAAGAACUAUGGAAACUUAUUCAGGUGUUACAAGAUUCUGUUUGAUCUGUAACUAUAUAACCAGAAUCAUCGGUCCGUUAGCCUCAAGAUGUUCAAAGUUCCGUUUCAAACCUUUGGAUAACCAAGAUGCUUUAUCAAGACUACAAUACAUUCAAAAAGAAGAAAACAUAAGGCUAGAAGAAGGUGUUUUAGAAGAGGUUUUGAAAAUUGCAAGUGGUGAUUUGCGUAAGGCUAUUACCUUUUUACAAUCAGCUGCUAGACUACAUUCAAGUUUGAUGACCACUGAUAAAGAUGAUCUAAUCACUGUCAAGAGUAUUCGUGAAAUUGCAGGAUCUGUUCCAAGAGAUAUCUUAGAAGGUUUAUUAAAAGUUUCCGAAACCAAAGAAUUCGAAAAGAUCUUCAAGGUUGUUGAUGAUGCCAUUUCAGAAGGUUGGAGUGGUGUUGAAAUUGUUAACCAAUUACAUGAUGAAUUAAUCUUGAAUGAUGCUUAUUCACCAGAACAAAAAAACCAAUUUUCACAAAUUUUGUUUGAAACUGAUCAAAGAUUAUCAAACGGUACUGAUGAGCAUUUACAAAUAUUGAAUUUGGUAACGAAAAUUUCAAAAGUUUUUUAG
Messenger RNA from Hansenula anomala, 1077 nucleotides. It is a transcript of the gene RFC2, whose product is annotated as replication factor C subunit 2. Gene Ontology annotation, cellular component: nucleus; DNA replication factor C complex. Gene Ontology annotation, biological process: DNA-templated DNA replication; DNA repair. The transcript has 5 exons. Gene Ontology annotation, molecular function: DNA clamp loader activity; ATP binding; ATP hydrolysis activity. Lineage: Eukaryota; Fungi; Ascomycota; Saccharomycetes; Phaffomycetales; Wickerhamomycetaceae. Bases 1 to 1077 code for a protein of 358 amino acids. The record is from RefSeq and is a predicted model, not a curated record.